AUGGACGACGUUCUGGAAGCGGAGGAUGAAAUGCCACAUGGACCGGAUUCGGAGAGCGAAGGCUCGGCGGAGGUAGAUCCGAUCGAAGAGGCUAGAGGCGUGGAUCCCGAAAGGUUCGGGUACCCUCGACCUAGAUCGGAGAACGCAUUCGAGAACAGCGCGAAACCUAGAAGGCCUGCCUCUUUGUUUGCGAGGGCUUUGCAAACAAGUUCACCUUCGGGCACGCUGCGCGGAAGCAUGCGACCGGCUUCGGCGGCGGGUGGCAAGCGUAGCAAUUCGGUCAGAUCUCACUCUAUGCGCGGACGACCGCCUCGCGAGUCGGGCUCAGCCAAAACAAAUAGAACUUCCAAUUUCACGCUUGGCGACGCUUCCAUUAGCUCUCAGCAGCCGCGUGUGUUUCAUAGCGCUUCUCAAAUCCAACCUCCCGAAGUGUCGGACGAAGAUCCGUACGAGGAUCCAGAGGACAGAGAAGCACGUUUGGCGGCUCAGAUUGCAGACCGGGCACGAUCUCUCAAGACUGUCAGUGCUGCGCCUAGCAGCACUGUCAAAGGAGGCGCCGGUGGCGGUGGCAGAGCGGGAAGCAUCAGGACCCUGAAAGGGGCGACGAGCAGGAGCAACAUCGGCAGUCCGGCUGUUGAGCCGACUCGCGAAGCGGAUUGGUUCGGUUCGACUAGGUCUAGGCUUCGCAUGCCACCCACUUCGCCCUGGGCUGAGGACGAAGUAGGAUCUGACAGCUACGUUGGCGAUGAUCUGAAAGCGGAAGGCCAAGGGCAAGAGGCACAGUCCGAGUUGGAGCUGUUGUCCGAAAGGGAAGACAGCGCACACUUGCCUCGCUCCGCUUCCAACAAUUCGCUUUCGGGUGGAGAAGGCUCUUUGGCAACGCUUGAGCCCGAGCCUAUGGAUCCGCGCUCCAACACUUACAAAUCGCAUGUGUACAGGCAUCGGAUAGGAGGAGUCUACAGACCUGGUUACGGUUCCGAGACGGCUAGCGUCUCUGGAUCUUAUUCUGGCACGAGCGAUUCGAGAAGCCGAUCGAGUGCUUGGAACAGGUCCAGCAACGUGUCACAAAGCGGGUGGGGCGUCGCGCCUUCGCUCAGCACCGCUCCAACAAGCACUCAUCCGACGGGUAACAUGUCCAACGAGCACGUAGGCGAUGUGUCGCACGGAAGCACGAUCAGAGGCGUGUCUUCGCUGAAUGCAGCUGGAGCCGGCGGCCGGAGAAGCCCGGCGGGACCGCCUGGUCAUAGAAUGACCAUCGAUGCGUCUAGGCACUUGGCCGACCUGGUCACCUCCAACCAUACGCUGAGCCCUUAUACGCGCACACUAGACACGCGAGGCUUUACUGUUCGUAGCGCUCCCGUCACUCCGGGAGGCAGCGGAUCCAGCACGCCCGUCACGGGCGCUUCUUCCGCUGCUCAUGCUGGGACGGCACCUCUUUCUAUGCAGCAGGUGCAAUCUCAAAGAUUGGCCAGGAUGGGCUCGUACGACAGUCAGUCGGACUCGCACGAUGCUGCUGCUGCUGCGCAGAGACCCGGGCCUCCUCGGCGAAGAAGAACCUUCAAGCUGGGCGCGUCGACUCAAGAUGCCCCACAUGCAUCGGAUGCAAAGGUAGCGCUGUCAGAUCAGAGGAGGAGCUCUUAUCCUGCCCAAGAUGCUCGCAGCACGGCUAGCGCCCCUCAAACUGCUGCGCAAGCCAGACCGAACUGGCAAAGAUCCGAGUCGGGAAACUCGACGAGACUCGCUUCGCCAGCAAUGCAGAUGCAAGAGGAUGGUAAUAGGCCUGGUCUGGACAGACAUAGGAGCUUUAGACCUCCCAGCGAGGCUGCUAGAGCUGCUGCGAGCAGAUGGACCGCGAUUCGAGAAUAA
Ceraceosorus bombacis is the source of this 1866-nucleotide messenger RNA. The record is from the annotation of a GenBank genome assembly. Lineage: Eukaryota; Fungi; Basidiomycota; Exobasidiomycetes; Ceraceosorales; Ceraceosoraceae.